GCUGCCACAGUGGGUGCUGAAGUCCAGUGGCCUCAGUUCUCCUUUGCGCUGUAUCGAGAGCGAGCAAUGGUGCCCAUUGCCAACCUUGAUCGGAGCAAGGAUCGUUUCUAUCACUGAUGGAGAGAAGUUCGGCUCGAAAUUGACUGUGACGUGCUUCCAGAACUACGCUCCGGUCAGUGGCGUACCAGAAACUGUGUGUGGCGCGAAUCGAUACUUUAAGGGCGGUUCUUACAUUCAACCAUUUACUUUCUAGUUGAUUUGAUGUGUUUCUGUGUGGAUUGUGUGAUGCCAAGUUCCAAGUUUUUCUUUUAGUUUCCAGGGGAUAUUGUGAUUUGAUAAUUUGUUUUUUUCUCAAAAAGUAUUCAUCUCAUCAAUUUCCUUUGUUCCAAUAGGAAGGAUAAAAGGGUCUAUAAGAACAAUUUUCCUGAGAGAGAGAAAGAGACUGCCAUAAGGAUGACAUAAAAAAGAACAACAAGAUGAAGUUAACAGAAUCCCCAAAAUCUCUUCUAACUAACGGGUUGAGCAGAGUCAGCAAUUGAACAGCAGUGUCGUAUCCAAUAUGGAUGUGAUGCAGUGUGUGCAGGUUGUGCAGACAGUCCAACGCAGCUAUGAUCCUGCCGACCUACCGGAACGACUUAAUGGCACAUUGAGCAUCAGGUGUCAGCCAGGCUACGUCUUCCGAAGUGGGCAUCCGGAGGCAUUCUGCGAUGCGACAGGGGAAUGGUACUCGGGAGUGGGGAAUUUAUGAUUUCGACGGAGAACGUGUCGUGAUCUCGUAAAACUGGUAAUUCGACAAUCGAUUAGUUCGUAGUAGAGCUCGAACGUGUGAUCUCGUAACUGGUAAUUCGACAAUCGAUUAGUUCGUAGUAGAGCUCUUUUCUCCUCUUGUUUCUUUUAGAGGACUGGACUACGACGAUAUUCACGAACGAACUACUACAUCACCAUGCUUGAUGCAUUUCUCCUUUGUCUCCGCUUUCAUAUGAAAAAAAGACGAAGUUGGUGCAACCGCAGUGCGAAUUGGACGCGGAUUUCUGUCCAGAACCUAGAGGCGUCCAUGCUUACAUCAAACGAUACUACGACUCUCCGAACAACGCUAGGGGGUUGGAUACGAAGGUGGAAUUGGGAUGUGACGCUGGUUACGUCAACAAAUACGGUGACGCGGAUAUCAUCUGCAACAUGAACCUCGUUGGAACCGAAGGUCUUUGGUACAGUAUCGCUUAUCAGCAGGUGGCGGCGAAGUUGAUUUGCGAGAUUGACCUUAGGGAAGAGAGGUGAAUUAACACUACAACUAGAGUAUAAAUCUCAAUUAGUGAGGAGUCGAAAUAGAAUAUUUAGAUCCUUAUUUUGAUGAUGUUCUGACUCAAGUCGAACCAGAAGGUGCGUUUGUUACCAACUAUGAAGCGUAGAACUUCAUAUCCUUACCAACCUAUGCGUAUCAAAUACACGAAAGCAUUUUUUAGUACUUUUUUGCACAAUUCCACGGCCGUCCUCUGGACACACUGUUGGAACUGUUUCAUCCAGCCGGUAGGCUUGAAGGACUACUUGGGAUCUGCGGCAUUUCGCUUACGCCAGCUGCCAAUGACAGACACUGCUUCUAUUUUUAGUACGUUUUUGCUAGGCUUAAAGGACUACUCGGGAUGUGAAUGAAUGAAUGAAUGAAUGUGUUUCUUCCUCCUUCAUUCCCUUCGAGUUCUGUCCCGCGAUUCCUGUCGAUUCGAGUUAUGUUAUUGAACGCGACGAUGGACGCUUCUUAGGUGCUUUGUACCGUAGAAGUUGCGCUGAGGGUUUCGUGAAGUAUGCUGGGGACGACGAAGUAGUCUGUGGUAACGAAGGCAUCUGGAAAACCAGAACGGGAACGGGCACCAACUUGCGAAAUGCGCAGAUUCUGACUUGUGUCGCAAUAGAGCAGUACUGUCCGUUGCCGAUCUUGUCGCAUGGAAGCACUGCUAAUAGAGUGCAGAAGCUGGGCGAUAAGGCGCUGGUGCAAUGUCUUCCUGCCUUUGACAGACUACCAACUCCACAGCGGAUGCUGCGGUGCGUCCAUUACGCUGGCAACGCGACUUUCACGACGAGGACUGGGACUGGAGACUAUCAGGUAGAAACUUGAGAUCGUUGAGUAGAUGCUCUAAGGGUACGUAGAGAUCGUUCUUGAGUAAAUGCUUCUAAUAUUGUUGCCUGCAGUUAUUUUUAGGCACUUUCUGAAUUUGAAAAUUAUAUCGUCCAAUGACAAAUCCAAUCUCACAGAUCUCAGCCUUGGGGCAGGCAUUUGCCUAUGACGGGUAUUGGGUUGUCGAUACGACGAAUGGGUCGCUGCCUAUCUACGGUCCGCAUUUCGCAUGCACCGCCAUAGGCGACUUCUGUGUAGCACCGGCUGCGUCAACUCUGGUCUACAGUCUCAUGACCGGGAAUUCUCUCAACCCUAUGGGAGCCGGCAUUCAGUUUCGCUGUUUGACGGGGUAUUGACUAGACUUCUAGUAUCAGGAAUAGUCUGUUCUACUGCUAGACUGCACUAUUGCUUAAGAGAUUCUUGGCCUACGUCGACUUCACGUUAACUACCAGCAUUUCUGGAUCUGCGCUACCACUUGCAGAGGGUUAUCCCUAUCAUCAUCUGUCAUCAAUGAUCGACGCUCGCACUCUCAGGUACCUACCAUCGUUCGGUUCUUCCGAGUUGUUCUGCGGUAUUUCGCUUACGCCAGCUGGUCAAUAUGGAGGCAUUUGGAUUCAGGCAGACGGCAUUCCAGGCAUCCCUCUGGCUUGCAGCGGGUCUAAAGAAGUCUGCCCAGACGUGGGGACGAUUACGGCGAAUAGUCAAGGGUAUACUUGUAGAAUUUGAUUAUAAAAUUUGUGAUGUUCUUUGUGAAUGAAGGCCUUGGUCGUUGGUUGUAGACGGAUGUAGGCGUAUGACUGAUUUUUUAGUCAUCUUCAACCACAAUGCGCAGGAGUUGAGGAUCAUCAAACAUGACACUCUCCCAAAACGCACCGAAAAGCUCUACCCUUAUCUUCCUCUCUCCCACACACAACAGUUACUAUUUGAAGCCCUUGGAUCGAUCUCUGAAUUCUCGUGCGUAUCUCCGCUGCAAGAUGGGUUACGAUUUAUCGAGGGCUUACACUCCAACUCGUGCUUUCGCAAAGCAUAGGAUGGUGUACCAGUGCUGUGUGUUACUCGAUAACAGCGGCAAUGAGUUCGGUUUUUGGUCCAACGUAGUGGGCCUACUGAAUAGUUGCCCGACUACUUUGGCUGGUAAUGUUUACAUUUUUUUGUGCUGUAAAUUAUACGAAAAUUAUCCAAUCAUCUUCCUACCCUAUCUACCCUAUAAAGCAUCCUCCAGGUGUCCCCAACCGCGACAGUUGCGAGCUAAUCGAGGACUUCUGUCCUGCGCCAGACAUCGAUCCGAACAUGGAAGACCUCAGCAGCCGCAACUUGUUGACCUACUUCGAUGCCAGUUUGAGGUUCACCUAUGGAAGCACCUUGAGCCUCUCUUGCCCUGAAAAAAAAGAACUGGUUCACGGCGACGCACAACUAGUCUGCACUGCCCAAGACGACAACAGUUUGCCAGGGAAGUGGAGGCGGUGGGUCAAUACGGAUUACACUCCACCUGCAAGCAGCUUCGAUUAAGGCUUCGUCUAAUCCGUAACUUGUGCAAUAGACAUCUUCUGCAGAAGUUUAUAUGAUGGAUGCCUGCAGAUGAGGCACUUUACAGUUAGAUUGUGCAAUAGUACAUGAUGGAUGCCUGCAGAUCAGGCACUUUACAGUAGUUAGAAGAUCAAUAGUACAUGAUGGAUGCCUGCAGAUCAGGCACUUUACAGUUAGAAGAUCAAUAGUACAUGAUGGAUGCCUGCAGAUGAGGGACUUUACAGUUAGAAGAUCAAUAGUACAUGAUGGAUGCCUGCAGAUCAGGCACUUUACAGUUAGAAGAUCUUGACAUCUUCCAGCACUGUUCUCUUUGCUUCGAGGCUUAUUUUUGGAGCUGUCUUACCAUUGAGAGGAGAAGAACAGCUCCAAGAGGAGGAGCUCCAAGAAGAUGGAGUCGUAUUGAGAACAUCUAAGGAGGUCAGAAUUUUACCGCGACCGAAGACGGCAUGGGCGUGCGAUCUGUGCGAUCAAAUUUCGUGCCAGUGGCUUGCGCUUUCGAACGGCAGUACGGCAUCAAACUGAGGGCGACGUACAAAAGCGAACUCACUGCACGUAGAGACGCGCCAGGGACAGAGGCGGUGGACAGUGUGCGAUACCAAAUUUCUCAGGAGAGCUCUGACUACGACGAGGAAGCCUUUUCAGGCCACAUCUUGGCGCCAGAGACUGUUAUGGCUUGCAAUUUUCCAUCUUCGAACGGGUGCGCCCUUUGCCCUUUGCCCUUCAGGGAGAGCAAAAGGCCACAAAGGUUACUAAGUAGACAGAAAGAUGGGAUGAAUGAGAAUGUGCUGCAGCUUCUAAUACUGGUAUCUACACUUUCAAACUGGAACUGUUUGGGAGAGCCAGAGUGUUUUUGGAGAGGGCACUUUUGAUGAGUGUGGCAUCAAGUUCUCGUGCGACGGAUACGAGUACGACGAAACUGUUCGAGAGUUUCGUCUCGCGACCAGUCUAUUUGGAAAAGGGCGAGCUCUAUUCGUUGAGCGUACAAUACGAAUACUACGUGACGGCAAUAGACGGGGCCCCACGACAGCCGUACUCUUAAGGCUACUGCAGUUGCAUCCUCAAUAUUAUCAUGCCUGAACAAUCCUUUUUCAAGCAGGAAACAAGAGCACACGGAUCGAUCCGUUCAACAAGGAUGCGACCGUGGAGGUGGCUCUAAGUCUCAAAUAGAUUCGCUGUAUUGCGGUUGAAGUGGAAAACGCCAGUCGACACCGCGGACACACCGUGGAAGAUAGUGCCGCCAGCCAGCUUAUACCACUCCGCAAGUCCAUUACCAGACUACCCCUUGCGCGUGACCGUGUUGAACGAUCCAGUGCCGUGUUUGUUAAGACUGAGAAUUGGUACUCCAGAGAAUCUUUUUUUUGGAGUUCUAAUGUUGAAUUUUUUUUUUUUGUGUUCAAUUCUUAUGUCGAAUGGCGAUCUAGAUCUAAUGGCUAGGGGUCAUUUUAGGCCCAACCAUUGCGAGCGAACCGUUCAUCUAGAAGCUACAUGAUUGUCUCCACGACCCCACCUCUUUUCUAAUCCGCCCUGCACCAUUGAUCACCCGACAUCGACACCUUCAACCGCUCCGCUUUGAUGCGACCACGAACACGACGAUCGGCUACGAGACCUUUAGUUAAGGCGCAUAUUGAUUCAUCUUCACAUGGUCGCUUUCUCAGCAGUUUCCUUCUCGGAUUCUGAGAGUACUAUGUCCUUAUAAGCUAAGAGAUGAUGAGUCAUACUGAGCGCUAAUUUAUUGGCAUUCUGUCCCACACGCAAGGGACUGAUCCAUACCAGAGGUACAACCCCAACGCCGCUUGCUACAUUGAAUUGACGACGUUGGAGACGCGGCAAUACAAGUUCAAAUUCCAGCUAGACUGGAUGGACAUCGAAUACUCGGAUGGAUGCGUCUUUGAUUAUGAGGGGAUCUUUUACAAGAAGGCUCCGUAAAUUUUUCACGACGCUGCCUGCUUUGGAACAUGUGAUGGUAUCACUCACUUUAUCCUACUACUCAAGUUCAAAAAUCAGGGACUUGUUCUACGGACAACUUUCUAAAGACAUACUCUACUUCUACGUGUUUUUUCCCUUCUUCUUGAUUGAGGUUCACCUAUGCAAGCACCUUGAGCCUCUCUUGGACCGUUAGAAAGAAAAAUUCCUCUAACGAUCCAUGGUGAAGAUUUGGCGUGGCGUGUGGCGAGGCACGGGGUCGCCGAGACAGCUUCUGUGUGGCGAGAACAGGCGUGACGAGUUACUGUUCGAGGAGGAUGGCAAUGCUUACUUCAUCGAAUUCUACACGAAUGAUGCCUACGAAUCGCAGGGUUUCCAGAUCAACUACACCGUGAUGGAGAGGGAUGUAACGAACAUAUUCCGAUAGGGUGCUCGUGGAGGAGAGGUGCCAUAAUAUUCAACCGAAGAGACCAUGAUGUCGUAGGUAGAUAUAGUAUCGCCUAGCCUCCGUAGACAGGACUGUCGUGGAAAUCAAGUAUAUUACAACUUUCACUUUGCAUAUUGCCUUGGAGAUCAUUGUAAAAACCAAUCACAGCUGUUGAAGUUCUUGUAUAUUCCUCUUUUGGAUAAUGGAUAUUCACCUGUGCAAAAGCUCCAAAUCGAAGUCAAUGCGUACUAGUAUGUUCAUGAAGGAAGAGCGGCUACCUAGAAAGAUCGAUCUGGGGCCGCCCUCUAAUAUAGUACUAUAAAUAAUAGUAUGUUGAUUAAUUUUUGGUGGAGAGUCUAUCACCGGCGGCAGUAAUAUGUGGCACAUCAUGGUGUCAUCGGAAGAACAGACAUGCUGUCAGAAAUUCUGUAUUCCUAACUCGAUACUCAGCACUAGAUGCUCAGUAUAUUUAAGUAGUAUGUCAUAGAUUUUAGUCAUCAGCGGUGCUUCCUAGAAGUGUUGAACAGGAUAUUAUUGUGGCACCAAGCUGGCUCCUUUUUGCAUAGGUAAAUUGAUUACUUCACUGUAUCUUGUAAAAACUGUUGUAGAUACCUUCAGAUACGAGUAUGUCAGCGAGAAGCUGUACUGAAAAAAUAUACAACAAGUAAUUUUGUCAGGCCGGCGACUGAAUAAAUUUCAUUAAUAUCUAGGCGAACAAGCAGGACGCACAAAAUGAGAUGAAUCAAUGCUCGAACAAGCAGGACGCGCAAAAUGAGAUGAAUCAAUACAGGAAAAUGUCAGCACACCAAAUAAUUUCACUGAUGUGUUGUACGAGUACGUGAGUGUGUCCGGGAGACCGUCACUGAUACAUAUCUACCUUAGUGUGUGUCCGUGACUGACCGUGUCAGAAAGAGUUCUUCUUGGACCAAAGAUCAAUCAUUCUAUUUCUUCUAUUCGCAUUUUUUGAUGAACUGACAUCAGAGAAAUUAAAUCUACCACUAUCUAACACUAUAAUUACUUAGAGGAAGUGAUACUGUAGUAAGUUUUAGUGUGAUUGAUACAGACAAAAAUUAGAGUGUAGGACACGCCGUUCGGCAAAAUUAGCUGACAGUCACGAUAGGGUUCCUAUCCUAGCCUGCCAUAGGUGCAUUUUGGCGUUGAAAAACAAACCAGCAAAAACAUUUACCUACCAACUCAUCUGUUAUACUGACUGUACUUAUCCUGAUGAAAAAAAGGUGGUUGUCUCGGUAUUAACCCCAUCUGGGAGCGCCUCUUGCCUAUACGCUCACCCCUUCACAGGUGAGCCAACUCCUAUCCUAUGGAGACGGAGAUAGUGAGUCAUCCCAGGAUGAAGCGGAUUCAUUCUUCG
This is a messenger RNA of Amoebophrya sp. A25, 7353 nucleotides long. Lineage: Eukaryota; Dinophyceae; Syndiniales; Amoebophryaceae. The record is from the annotation of a GenBank genome assembly.